Molecule: messenger RNA, 2365 nt
Organism: Thermothielavioides terrestris NRRL 8126
Lineage: Eukaryota; Fungi; Ascomycota; Sordariomycetes; Sordariales; Chaetomiaceae
Exons: 2
Coding region: 231-2285 (684 amino acids)
Biological process (GO): regulation of transcription by RNA polymerase II
Cellular component (GO): nucleus
Source: RefSeq, a predicted model, not a curated record
UGCGGCAGGGGUCUGUCUGCCGCUGCCGGCUCCUUUCGUUGAGUGACCCUACGUCAUCGUAUCUCCGUCACCCAUUCCCGCAUUCACCCCUCCAUUAGUCACACGCCCAGAACUACAGGGACAUACCUGGGGCCGUAUUGCUAUAAAGAAUCAGUUUGUAGCUUCCUUCCACAGUCUUCCGCGUCGAUUCGCCACGCAUCAGUAACCUACACAAAACUCAGCUGGACACCAUGUUACCGAACCACAGCCAACCUCCAUUCUUCCACCAGCAACACCACCCAACAGAGCACCUUCAGUCGGCCUCCCAGGACCCCGCGCAGCACGCAGCGUCGCUCCUCGACGCCGACCCGAGCACGUUGGGUUUCGAUUUCGACGACUUCGAAUCGAGCCCGAGCAAACAUCCCAGUCUAUCGUCUUCGCCGGUCUCGACGCAAUCGGUACUGUCUCAGUAUUCGAGCAUCGACUCUUCGCCUUUGUCCACCUUCGACAGCAUCCCCACCCCAACUCAGCUGUGCGAGGGUCCUUUGUUCCCUCCCCCGCCACAAAGCGGCCAAGCUGUCACCGGGCCAUCUGCACCGCUCUUCGCACAAUCCGGCGCGAUGCAAACGGAAGCGUGGGUGCCGAACGCCCACCAGGUGACUCCGCGAUCGGUCAGCCAUUUCUCGCACAAUCGAGAAUCGUCCCGGUCCUCGUUGGGAUCGAAUGGCCCGCUUUCGCCUUUCUCCCACAACUUCGCGAAUCCUCAGAUCGCCGUGAACGACUCGAUCGGGGACGCCUUCCCCGUCUUCCACGGUGCGGAUGAUUUCAACAAUUACCAGCUGGCGGCCAAGUCGCUCCCUGGUGUGACGCACGACAACUUCUACACCUCAACACCACCGUCUUACGGCGCCGCCGAUUCCGCAUCUUACCCCUACGUCGCUACGGCGCCGAGGCGCAGGAACGACCGUGGCCUGAUGCCGCCAUCAGACCACGCGACUGGAUCAAGCCGGUCACAGCCCGUGUCGGUGGCGAGUUCAAUAGCAUCUGACUCACCUGCCACGCCAGCUGGGGAGCCCGAAGAGGAUAAGCGGCACAAUACUGCAGCCGUCCCUGCCGUUCCGAAGCUCGGCCGCACCAUGACGGACGCCUUCAACGAUGAGCUCUUCAAUCCCAACUUCACGAUUACGUCUUCGUCGUCGGGUCCGACAUCGAUAUCGCCUACGAGCGACGUGUUCAACCAACGGUUGCAGGCCGCGAACAAUCAGCACCUGUCAGCGGUGACGAGUUCGUCAAUGUCGGCGACCUCUCGAGACCGGUCGCCGUUCCGCCAGGGUUCGCCGUUUGCUCACCUGCCGCUUCAUGAGCUCCCGCCAAGCAUUGGGUCGUCGCAGGCGCGAUUUGGCUCGGCGCAGCAGAUGCGGGAGCAGAGUAAGGCCUUGCACGACGCGCAAGCAAUGCAGCAACACAUCGCUCGGUCAACCGACACAUCCACGCCGCAGACGAUUUCGCCCAAGGACGCGAUGCUCGAGUUCCACGAGCCCGAUGGUGAAGCGAAUUUCCCGCUCUUCCCGCAGCAGAACACGACAGCAGGGUUCAACGCCGACGCGAUCAACAAGGCUGCUGCAGCCCACGGCCAGCAGCAGCCGGUGUUCCACGGACUGCCGAUGGACAACGGUGCCUUGAACAACUUCCUUGCCUCCUCAGUGCCGGGACCCGUUCCGGUACCGCAACACUACCCCUUCAUUCCUCAGCAACGGCCGCAGAGCGCAGUGCCAUCGGUGACCAACGAGUCGCCCGCGGCGACGAGACUCGGGUCGGCGGACACGGCGACGACGGAAUCUGCGCACAGCGGUACCCCGCAUAGGAUCGACGACACCCGGGCAAACGGUGGGACGUACACUUGUACCUACCACGGCUGCACGCAGCGGUUUGCAACACCUGCGCUGCUGCAAAAGCACAAGAGGGAGGGCCACCGGCAAGCGCACGGCCUCGGCGGAGUUCGGCGGCCGGAUGGGACGGGCAUGACUUCGAGUCUGCUGAACACGCAGGCUGGCCCGCACCGGUGCGACCGGCUGAACCCGAGCACUGGGAAACCAUGCAACGCGGUCUUUUCUAGACCGUACGACCUUACGCGGCACGAGGGGACCAUUCAUAACCCCAACAAGCAGAAAGUCCGGUGUGAUCUAUGCACCGAGGACAAGACCUUUAGCCGGGCGGACGCGCUCACUCGUCACUACAAAGUGUGCCAUCCGGAGAUUGAGUUCCCGGGAAAGCAGCGCCGGCGCGGAGGGCACAGCGACAACUGAAGUCUCAAACUUGGGCGACAGCGGUCGCUGCACGCUUGGCGCUUUGGGCUGCCGCACCUGACAGCGCAAACGGUUGCGCC